UAGAGACGAAACCUGCAGCAAACGCGCACUCACCCAUCAUCCAAUUCCACUGAACGCAGCAGUGAGUGCACCGCUCAUCAGCGCGCUGAACAGGCUGCACUCUACUUUGCGGGUCAGUCCUACUAGAACAGAUUUCGCAUUUGCUCUGGUCACUGAUUCAGCGCCAGUAGGCUACUUUUGGAUACAUCAGUUACUCAAAAUGAUCUACAAAUGAUUUAUACAAUUUUAAUUGUAAUCUGAGGUAUUUUAAAGAAAAAUAGAAUAUAUACUGUAGCCUAUUGCCUAUUUGACAUAUUACACAUCAAUGUUAGAUAUGUGGUGAUGACCGUCACCACUUUGGUGCACAAGAUACCACUGUGCGUAAUGGGAGAACAGGUGUAUCAUACUUUAAUAAGUGGAAGCCACGGGGCAGAAUGCUGCCUUCCCAUGGAUUUUCACUGAUGCCCAGAAGUGGAAGUCGGAAUACUCUUGGCUGAAAUAACACCUUGCCAAGAUGGAUUUAAUGUGACGUUAAAGUUUCACAAUUAAGGUGGGAUGUGAGAACAGUGUCUUCUAUCUCAACCCUGAAACAGACCUAACCCAGCCCUCCUCUCUGUCAGCAUGGAUCCCUGGCCUCUCCUCCCGUCGCCCCCCAACCUCUCCAUCCCCGAGCCCCUGUACUACGACAGCUACUUCCCAGGGAACGAGUCUGACCUGGGGUCCCGGAAUGACACUCCGGACGAGACCCACCAGGCCUUCGAUAAGACCAGCUCCGUGGUCAUCACCUUUGUCUACUUCACGGUGUGUGCCGUGGGCCUGACCGGCAACACCUUGGUGAUCUAUGUCAUCCUGCGCUACGCCAAGAUGAAGACGGUGACUAAUAUCUACAUCCUGAACCUGGCCGUGGCCGACGUCCUCUGUAUGCUGAGUCUACCCUUCAUCGCCAUGCAGCUGGCCCUGGUCCACUGGCCCUUCGGCGCCGUGCUCUGCCGCCUGGUCAUGACCGUGGACUCCCUCAACCAGUUCACCUCCAUCUUCUGCCUGACGGUCAUGAGUGUCGACCGCUACCUGGCCGUGGUCCACCCCAUAAAGUCCACCAAGUGGCGGAAGCCACGCGUGGCUAAGAUCAUCAACCUGACCGUGUGGGGAGUGUCCCUUCUGGUCAACCUGCCAAUCAUGAUCUUCAGCGGUCUGAUGCCCAAUAAUAACCAGGCGUGGGCGUGUACCAUUGUGUGGCCGGAGCCUCAGGAGGCCUAUCAGACGGCCUUCAUGUUCUACACCUUCCUUCUGGGUUUCUUCCUGCCGCUCAUCGUCAUCUGCCUCUGUUACCUGCUCAUCAUCGUCAAGGUGAAGUCGUCAGGCAUGCGGGUGGGCUCCACUAAGCGUAAGCGUUCGGAGAGGAAGGUGACCAGGAUGGUGUCCAUCGUAGUGGCCAUGUUCGUGCUCUGCUGGCUGCCCUUCUACGUGUUCAACGUCACCUCGGUGACUGGCACCAUCGACACCACGCCCGUCCUCAAGAGCACCUUUGAGUUCGUGGUGGUGCUGGGCUACGCCAACAGCUGUGCUAACCCCAUCCUGUAUGCCUUCCUGUCGGACAACUUCAAGAAGAGCUUUCAGAAUGUUCUGUGCUUAAAGAAGGUGGCGGGAUUGGACGAGGCGGAGCGCAGCGACAGCCGCAUGGAGCGGACGCGAAUGGUCAACGACUUCACCGCGGAAAUGCACAACGCCGUGCUGCUCAAUGGCGAGCUACAGACCAGUAUCUGAGUGUGUGAAGGAGUGUGUGUGUGUUGUGUGUGUUGUGGGUGUGUGUGUGGUGUGUGUGUGGUGUGUGUGUGAGUGUGUGCGGGUAUGAACUCACCACAGUAGUCGGUUGAUCUGAGGUGACUGUGGGGCUGCUUGUGUGUGUCGUCUCCUUGAGCAGAUGGAUGGUGUGGAAGAGUUAGACGGACUACUCAUAUUUAAGCCAUUCUUCUAUAAUCUCUUGUACAGCGGCCCAAACACCAAGGAGGUUCAUACUGUCCUUUACAACAGGGUCGUCCCCCCCACCUUGAUGUUACUCACCAAGUCAGAUGUCCUCUGACUGAAGCUGGAGACUUUUGAAUUUUGCAUCCAGGAUCAUUGAUCAUUGAUUCUCUAACUUCAAACGAUCUUGAUGUUGUACAUAGACUUCCCCUUGUUAAUACCAUUUGUCUGUAGGCACUUAUCAAGAUCAUUACUCUCUGAUUUAUAUUUGGCUCAACCUUUAGAUGCUAGCACGGCCAAGCACACACACACACACACUCACAUACACACCGUCUCCGAGAUGGGCUGUUCAUAUACUGUGUACAGUUUAUAAUCUGGUAUGACAUUUUCUCUUCUGCUGUCAGCACUAGUUGGCUUAAAGGCGAUAUGCUCCUAGCAUAACCAAGCUGUCGUGGUGCCAAUCUUGUUGAUACUCAACAGGAUGAGUUGUGUUUCAGCAUCAGUUCUAUGCUGUCAGAGUGACGCUGAUGAUUUCUGAAUUAACAGCAUUGCAUCACGGAGGGAGCUACAGCAGCAGUGUUUUGGUUGGUAGAGAGAUGGGUGUUCUUCACUACCACAGUCCAAGGGCAACGUUGUUAUCUCUCUAAAUGUGUACAGAUGGGGAAUCCAUGGUUGUGUGUGUGUGUGUGUGUGUUUGUUCGCUGGAAGGCCUCAUCGUGAUAGGGUGUGUGUGAGCCACUAAUUUCAUAGCCCAUUAAAGGAAAGAUUCACCCA
Molecule: messenger RNA, 2715 nt
Organism: Coregonus clupeaformis (lake whitefish)
Lineage: Eukaryota; Metazoa; Chordata; Actinopteri; Salmoniformes; Salmonidae
Gene: sstr2a
Product: somatostatin receptor 2a
Exons: 3
Coding region: 601-1743 (380 amino acids)
Biological process (GO): neuropeptide signaling pathway; cellular response to estradiol stimulus; cellular response to glucocorticoid stimulus
Cellular component (GO): membrane; neuron projection
Molecular function (GO): somatostatin receptor activity; neuropeptide binding
Source: RefSeq, a predicted model, not a curated record